Messenger RNA from Mytilus trossulus (common blue mussel), 2925 nucleotides. RefSeq lists its product as uncharacterized. The record is from RefSeq and is a predicted model, not a curated record. The transcript is spliced from 3 exons. Bases 179 to 1423 code for a protein of 414 amino acids. NCBI's taxonomy places the organism in Eukaryota, Metazoa, Mollusca, Bivalvia, Mytilida, Mytilidae. Gene Ontology annotation, molecular function: protein binding.
CAUUUAGAGUAGUUGCUUCAAAUAAUUACGUUAUUUCAGAGUUCCUAAUUCAUGACAUAGGUCACCGAUGACGUUCCAUAUCUAUUAUCUUCUUUCUAUAUCGUGAUCAUUACAAGGAUCUAAAUAUAAAUAUAAAGAAAGAAGUAAAACAGUUUUACCACUAUAAAUAUUGAAUAUAAUGCCAGGCUUAAGUGCUGGAUUAGCAACAUUCGCUAGCUGCGACAAGGCUGGAUCAAUUCCACAUUUUACGCGGCACCUAGAAAGCCACCCAAAUGACUUUGAAGCUUUGUUGUGGAGAGCGAGAGCGUAUAGUAUCAUUCGUCAAAAGGACAAAGCCUUAGCCGACAUUCGAAGAGCAGCAAUAUAUGGUGUUGGUCCUCAAAAGUACAUAGCAGAGUCCAUGUGUGCCUCCUUGGAAGGAAAUGGACAAAAAUCAAUGGAAACAUUAUUAAAUGGAGUCAAAGCCUAUCCUAAAUGCGGCGAAGUUUGGAGCUGCAUUGGUUCCAACCAGUUUUAUUCCAAAGCGCACGACGCUGCAUUACCAACGCUCACGCAAGCUAUAGAUUUGGGAAGGCAGAACAGCGAGACUCAAAGACCUUGGUGCUAUUGGUCAAACCAGCAUGUCGGCGACAUUUAUUAUGAAAAACGUCAAGUACCAAAUGCAGAACCUUACUACAAUACGGCUGUUACUUCAUGCAACUCAUUCACCAUUGCUCACCUCGGAUUAAGCAGAUGCAAUAUUAUCAACAACAAUAUACCCGAGGCAACGACGCGCUUUGAGAGAGCAAAAAAGUUAAACCCAAUACUUGUUCAAUGGGGAAACUUUGCUGAAUUUAAACAAGACGUUGUUUCUGAUUUUUACAAAUCUGAUACAUCUACUGGUCAAGGUUAUCGUGAUGAGGCAACGUCUUCCCUAGGAUCACUGUUUACUAAGGUCACCCUUUCUGGACAAAAUGCAGCCAGCGGAUACUCAGGGUCCAACAGAGGUGUGAGUGGUCAACAAGGGGGAUUUGGUAGUAAUGGUGGUAGAAACAGAGGCGGUGGAGGAGGAAAUGGAGGAGGCAAUGAUGGAGGUGACGACGACGAAGACGUGUGGAAAAAAUUCAGACAGACAUCAAAAAUUACCAAAAAGCAUGAUGAUGGAAGGCAAUUCAAGAGAAUAGGUAGCUCUAAGUAUUGGCUGUCUAGAGACAAAGCUCGGCAUGCGGGGUCUUUUUUCAAGGUCUUCAUUGAAAAGGGGAAUACAUUAGAUUUUAUAGGAUCAGUACCGAUAAGAAUUUUCCACGACAAGGUCAUUAAAGAUGAGUCAUAUCUAUUACGCAUUUUAUACGAAGGUCCUAAGCUUGAGGAUUUUAAUCUAAUUCCCAAACUAGAGUCCCACAAAGGCGAACAGAUAAAGAUGAAAGAUCUACAUGGAGUGUAAAUCAAAGCAGGGGCGCACUACAAGCUUACAAGGACAACAUUUAUAUUUAACUAGUAUCAAUUGCACAUUAUCUAUGUUUUAUCUUAUCAGUUAUACUGUUUAUUAUUUAUACUUUAAGACAUGAUUGACUUUAAGUUUGCAUACUCAUAAAUAUAGAUGGUGUUUUGAAUUAUGAUUUUCAGAUUAUGAACUUGCAACUAACUGGGCUUAUUUUUUAUUAUUGUAUUUUUUAUUGACACAUAUCAGUUCACUUUUUAGUUCGUGCCCUUUGCCAGAUUUAGUCUGACGAUCAAAGGUUUGUCAACACUCUCCUGAUUAAAUGUUAUUCAGGAGGUCAAAAUGAAUUAAUUGAAUUUGAUUACUUCUGUAUUGAUUUGAUAAGUUUAAGAAUAACUGCGACGAGAGCUUUUUACUAAUUUGUAAGCUUGUAUUGUAAACCAGCAAAAUAUUUCAUUUUACAAACUGACUUUGUUAUUGAAAUUACAUGUGUUAGCAAGGAGUAUGAAGACUUAGAUAAUAUGAUUUAGUUUUGCUGCUUUAUUUCCUUUUUACAUAAUUUCGAAAAUAAAGGACAUAUAUAACCAAGAUCAAUUAAAUUGUAUAAGGCAAAAUAUAUACAAAAUUACUGCCGCUAUAAAGGAUUAUUAUAAUGUCAUAUCUAUACAAUGUAAAAUAAUACUUGAAAUUAUAUAUUAAAGCAUAUUUGUAGUUAUUUUUACACUCUUAUGUGUUUAUCAAAACGAUUGUAACAUGACCUCUGAUAUAAAACAUUAUCUAUAUUCAAAUAAUUUCUGAAAUUUAAGAUAUUGUGGACGCAUCCAGAAGUUUUAGCAUGUUAAUAUCAUACUGAAAAAAACUAAAAUAAGAAAGUGCUACCGAAUUUGCAUUUAAUAUUUUCGAAGAAAAUAUUUGUAUAUUAAAACUCAUAAUUAAAUGGUGAUGUGCUGAGUUAAGUACAGUUUAUACAAAACAAAUAAUAGGAGACAUUGUGUAAUCGCCUUGAGACCUUAUAAUGAAGCUCUAUAUGUUUUUAGUAUAAUUAUGUUUUAAAUGCUGUUGUGUUUUGUUUAUUCUUUUUCGUUAUAUUUUUUUAUUAUUUUAUUUAAUUAUGUUAGCAUGAAAAAGGCUGUUGUUCUUGUAUGAACUGUUCUAUUUAGUUAUUGGUUGGCCUUUUAUGUCUUACUAAGAUUUUGCACUUCUGUGUUGACAUACAUUAUCAUUGAUAUAAACAUAAUUAAAAUUUAAGUGUUUACAAAUUUAGAAUUUUCAAAAUACUGAGGCUCUUUUAUCUCCGGAAACAAUAACCUUAGCUGUAUUUGGCAACACUUUCAGGAUUUUUUGCUCCUCAAUGCUCUUUAAGUUCGUACUUUAUCUGGCCUUUUUAACUUUUUUUUAUUAGGGCGUCACUUUUUGUAGACGAAACGCAUGUAAAGCGCAAAUUACAGAUUUCAAUCAUGGUUUCUAUGAUGAGUUUAUUUGAUCAUAAGUAAAUGGAUUUUGGU